GCCGCGGAGAAUUUUGAACGAAGUCGUCGCCUGAAAGACACAGGCACACACAAAAACCACCACCACCACCAACGGCUUUUUGGGUCGUCGCGCGCACUCGGUCACGCAGUUGAAGGCAGCUGAGGGAAAAAGAACGAGGAACGAACACACGCCCAGCAGAGGCAGGUGGAAAAUGACUAGAGAAAGGUGCUUGAAAAAGUCAUUUAAGGACAGUCUGGAAGAUAUAAAAGAACGAAUGAAAGAAAGGCGAAAUAAAAAAUGGGCACAGUUGGGCAAAACCAAGCAAGUCUUAUCUGUCAACAGCAAAAUUGCAAACAACUCAUCUACACUGAUGAAAAGCUUUCAAACAAACAAUCGAGCAUUAGCUCUGGCUUUGGAAGAGGAGAAGAGCAAACUGAGGGAAGCACAAGAUACAAUCCUGUAUUUAAAGAGAGAAUAUCAGACUCUGAAAUUUCAAGUGUUUGCCUUGCAUAGAAAGCUGGCAUUACAACAAGGAAAAGAGCAUUCUGAGACUAGAUUAAUUGCUUUGAAGGAGAUUAUUUCUAAAGUUGUUCAAGAUCUACUCAAUGCAACAAGUCUUCUUGGUUCAGCAAAUAAUCAAUACAACACGGCUCUUAACCAGACUCUCAGUGCCUCCAAUGCUAAAGAGUGUGAUUCUAGCAAUGUAAGAAGCCAAGAUUCCCUGGCACAUCUAAGGCAUAUCCUUUCUGUAGAUGCAAGCAAGCCAGAUAAAACAUCUGGAACAGAAUUAAAAGAUAAUACAGAUACAAAUUAUUCAGAUGUUGCAGCUGAUUCUCAGCAAGAUGUUAUGACUGAAGAUGUUUUUUCAACAUCAGAGAUGGAUACAGGUUGGCAAACUAGUUCCCACUGUCAUAUGGAGUAUGAGAACAGAAAUGAAGAGAACAUGCAAUUUGUUAGUAGCUUACUAAAAAAUGUAUCUAUCCGCCGUCACUACUCCAGGAUCAAAACCCAGAAUCCAUUUGAUGCAUCUGAUGGUAGCAGUCCAGAAGUACUUGAGCAGAUAACAGAAUGUUGCCAACAAGAUAAACCUGACCCUGAAUCAGGCUUGGUGAAAAAUAAUGAACAAUAUGAAGAAACUUACGUUUCUCAAGAGAAACAUAAGAGAAACACAGACAAAACUUUGGAACAGCCUAAUGUGUUACCUGAAUCAAGUACCCCAACAGCAGCCCCCAAACAAACUGAUUUUAAAAUCGUUGGAGGUUCUCAAACACACAAAGAGAGAGACCAGAAAAGAAAAUUGGAAACAAAAACUAGAUCCAGGACAAGGUCCAGAAAAGAGAGAAGCCAUAAUAGGAAGUGCUGUUCCAAAGAAAAAACAGAUAGAUCAACUGGUUCCAAUGAUGCUUAUGAUUUUGUUUUUGAGGAGUGUGUCCAUAUCACACCAUUCCGACAAAACAAAGUUGAAGAGAAUAACACCCAAGAAAAAAAUAAUAGAGAAGAAACAAAAACUUCUUGUAACGAAUCAUUUACUUCAGAAGAGGACUCUGAUGAUAGUCAGUAUGUGCCUUGCAUGAAAAAAUCCAGGAAAAGUUUAGAAUACACAACUGAUGGCAGCCCAAGACACACAAGGCAACAAUCAAGGAACGUUGUGAAUGAACAGCAUGGCAGUAGUCCUGAUGGGAAAAACAGGAAUACUAAAAAAUCUGAUAAUUCUGCAGAUAAGGAAAAUGUUGAAGCAGAUAAACCAUCUAGGGCUCUUCAGAAAUGUCAUCCCUGCUUUGCUGAUAUUACCAAUUUCGAAUCAACUUCUAUCCAAACUAGAGUUUCUCACCCACUGAUGAGUAAUGAAAUAAAAGGUACUCCUCGACAGAAACGUAGAUGUACUGAUCGUGUGAGCUAUAAGGAACCAAGUCUCAUUAGGAAGCUCAGAAGAGGAGACCCUUUUACAGAUAACAUAUUUCUGAAUUCUCCAAUUUUUAAACAGAAAAAGCGCCACAAUUCUCUUACAAAGAAAUCACUGCCCAGAUCUAAUGAGGUAUUUGAAUGCGUUGGUUGAUUUUAAUAACAUUUUUAGGGAACAAACCUUUUAACUUGACAAUUUAAGUAGUUGAAUUGAUAUAAAGGUAAAGUGUAUUUGCUGAAAUAUUAUUACUGGAAAAUCUUAACUAUGUUUGUACAUAAAACGGCUUUUAGAUUUUAACACACCCUGGCCCAACACAACACACAUACAGUUGCAAUUUAUGUAAUAUAUAAACAACUAGAUUUUAUAUUAAAAAUUGUAAAUAUCAAA
This is a messenger RNA of Lacerta agilis (Sand lizard), 2251 nucleotides long. RefSeq names its product shugoshin 1 (gene SGO1). The coding region runs from base 173 to 2017 and encodes 614 amino acids. The record is from RefSeq and is a predicted model, not a curated record. Lineage: Eukaryota; Metazoa; Chordata; Lepidosauria; Squamata; Lacertidae. The transcript has 9 exons. Gene Ontology annotation, cellular component: chromosome, centromeric region.